UUCAAAUUCCAAUCGCCUUUUUUGAUUUUGCUCGAAAGGUUGAAGUCAGAGAGAGACAUGGAGGAGUAUUUGCAGUACGUGAAGACUCUGCGCUCCCAGAUGAACGAUGUGGAAGAUCAGGCGGCGAAGGUCUCGGUUGAGGAGCAGAUGCAGAUCACCACCAUACAAACCUUGGAAAGAGAUCUCGAUCAUGCAAGAUCUGAAUUGAAGAAACUAGAAGAUGAAACAGAGCAGAUGAUGAGGAGAAAGGGUGGAAUUUGCUCACAGAUACUUGAGAAACAGAGAAAAAUAUCAAGUAUGGAAUCUGAUUCAUCAACCCUUGCACAGACUCUAGAGCUCAUUCAACAAGAACGACUCAGCAUAUCUGCCAAACUUGCAGUGAAACGUUCUGACUACGCAAAGAUUGCAGAGGACACUAGGACUAAGCUAGAGGAGCAACAGGGCUGGUUUGUUUCUCAUGGAAGUAAAGAGUCCGGUAAACAAGGGCAGCAAGAUGAGAGGGGGGAAAAGGUGAUGAAACUGUUGGAUUCUGCUAAAGCAAAACUGGACGAAACAAGACAGAUGAAAUCCGACCUUAUCCAGGAGAACAACAAGAUGAGGCUCUUGAUCAAAAAUCAGCAGAACAAGGCUAACGAGUUUAAGCCAGAGUUGUCGUCAAUGGAUACAAAGAUUCUCGAAGAGGAAUACACCGCCCUCUCGUCAGAUGAAUCUGGGGAGACUGAGUAUCUGCAUUCACUGCGUGGUCAAACUGAGAAGCUGAAGGGAGUUUCUUACAUUUCCAAAUGCGGAUGUGGAGAGGAAUACACUGUUAGUGCACAUCUUCAUUCUUAGAAUGCAUAACGCAACUAAUGAUGGGUAUGAUCCCUUCAGGUACGCAUUUGGUUAAUUUCACCUGACAGUAAUAAUCAUGAACAUGCGGUUAUAGUCUUGUUGAUCCUGCGUUUUAGUAAAUAUUCUUUCACA
Tarenaya hassleriana is the source of this 963-nucleotide messenger RNA. RefSeq lists its product as uncharacterized. NCBI's taxonomy places the organism in Eukaryota, Viridiplantae, Streptophyta, Magnoliopsida, Brassicales, Cleomaceae. Bases 58 to 831 code for a protein of 257 amino acids. The transcript is spliced from 11 exons. The record is from RefSeq and is a predicted model, not a curated record.